UCUUAUGUUUUAUGGGUUACAGGUUUACCCCUCUACAACAUCAGAGAGGAUCCCUUGAAAGACUGGAAACAGAAGAGAAAGCAGCCCUACUAGAUUUGUGUCUACAAGCAGCACUAGAUCACAGAGAAACGCUCCAGAGAACUGUGAACACACUGCUGUCAAUGUUCUCUGUGUAUCAAACUGAGAGAUAUGACAUCCUGCUGGAUCUGUACUCUCAUGUGAAGUACAAUAGGAAUCAAACAGCCAGGAGUGUCCUUCCAUCAUUGAAGCCACUUUACCAGUCAGCCAGUCAUGUAGUCUGGUCCAUAGACCUCUCAGAGAGAAAGGCCUCCCUCCUCCUAGAAGUGCUGAAACUCCAACCAGAGAAGAAACCAGUAGAGCUGAAGGGCUGGUCAGAUGAAGAGAGUGAAGUGAGGAGUUUCCUUCAGUGUCUGCCCUACAUCUCACAGCUGAGAUUUCCUCCACUGAAGGAUAAUCUAGAGAGGAGAAAGAGAGAGAAGACAUUCCUACUGGAUCUGUGUCUUCAAGCAGCUCUCCAUGAGAGAGGAACCAUACAAACAACUGUAGAGAAAGUGUUGUCCCUGUCUGAAGUAUAUCACAAUCAGAAAGAUGUUUUCCUGCUGGAUCUGUACUCACAUGUGAAGGACUAUGAGACUCAAACAGGCAGGAGUGUCCUUCCAGCAUUACAGCCAGUUUACCAGUCAGCUCCUGCAGUCUGGUCCAUAGACCUCUCAGAGAGAAAGGCCUCCCUCCUCCUAGAAGUGCUGAAACUCCAACCAGAGAAGAAACCAGUAGAGCUGAAGGGCUGGUCAGAUGAAGAGAGUGAAGUGAGGAGUUUCCUUCAGUGUCUGUCCUACAUCUCACAGCUGAGUUUCUGUCCACGGAGGUCUGAUCCCUCAAAGCGGAUCAAGUUCCUGGUGGAUCUCCUGUCUCAAGCAGCAGAGUGGGAGGAGCAGACAGGAGAGAAGACACUGAAGCUGGUAUCAUCAGUGUGUACUUACAACACCUUUCCUUUUCCCAAUGGAGACAAUUCUGAACAGAGUGAUUUCCUGCUGGAUCUGUACUCACAUGUGAAGGACUAUGAGACUCAAACAGGCAGGAGUGUCCUUCCAGCAUUACAGCCAGUUUACCAGUCAGCUCCUGCAGCCUGGUCCAUAGACCUCUCAGAGAGAAAGGCCUCCCUCCUCCUAGAAGUGCUGAAACUCCAACCAGAGAAGAAACCAGUAGAGCUGAAGGGCUGGUCAGAUGAAGAGAGUGAAGUGAGGAGUUUCCUUCAGUGUCUGUCCUACAUCUCACAGCUGAGUUUCUGUCCACGGAGGUCUGAUCCCUCAAAGCGGAUCAAGUUCCUGGUGGAUCUCCUGUCUCAAGCAGCAGAGUGGGAGGAGCAGACAGGAGAGAAGACACUGAAGCUGGUAUCAUCAGUGUGUACUUACAACACCUUUCCUUUUCCCAAUGGAGACAAUUCUAAACAGAGUGAUUUCCUGCUGGAUCUGUACUCACAUGUGAAGGACUAUGAGACUCAAACAGGCAGGAGUGUCCUUCCAGCAUUACAGCCAGUUUACCAGUCAGCUCCUGCAGUCUGGUCCAUAGACCUCUCAGAGAGAAAGGCCUCCCUCCUCCUAGAAGUGCUGAAACUCCAACCAGAGAAGAAACCAGUAGAGCUGAAGAGCUGGUCUGAUGAAGAGAGUGAAGUGAGGAGUUUCCUUCAGUGUCUGCCCUACAUCUCACAGCUGAGAUUCUAUCCACGGAGGUAUGAUCCCUCAAAGCGGAUCAAGUUCCUGGUGGAUCUCCUGUCUCAAGCAGCAGAGUGGGAGGAGCAGACAGGAGAGAAGACACUGAAGCUGGUAUCAUCAGUGUGGACUUACAGCACCUUUCCUUUCUGUGAUGAUGAUGAUGAUGAGAUCAAGGAAUAUCAAUGUGAUUUCCUGCUGGAUCUGUACUCACAUGUGAAGGACUAUGAGACUCAAACAGGCAGGAGUGUCCUUCCAGCAUUACAGCCAGUUUACCAGUCAGCUCCUGCAGUCUGGUCCAUAGACCUCUCAGAGAGAAAGGCCUCCCUCCUCCUAGAAGUGCUGAAACUCCAACCAGAGAAGAAACCAGUAGAGCUGAAGGGCUGGUCAGAUGAAGAGAGUGAAGUGAGGAGUUUCCUUCAGUGUCUGUCCUACAUCUCACAGCUGAGCUGUGAUGAUGACAGGUUCUUCCAGACUGUGUGUGAAUCCAUCCCUGUGAGGUCCAGAGAGGAGGACCAGCAGUUGGCCUCUCUCCUCCAGGCCUUGGGCUCCACCCUGUCACUGGGAGGAGAGUUACCCAGGAAAACCUGCAGGUCUGUGGGGAGAGUCCUGGGUCUCUGUGCCUCCAGAGUGGACCUCACUCUCACCCCCAGCAAGAUCUCUCUCCAAGGAGCCUUACUUCUUUUGAGACAUGAGUCAAAGCUCCACAAGCUCAGGCUGAAUGUGGGUAUGGCAGUGAAACUGUCCAGACUGGUUAUGAGGACAGAGAGAGGUGCUACUCCUCGGACUGUCCCAGAACUCUCCCUGGUCCUAAAGAGCAGCCAGCCACCAGAGAGAGUGUUAUCCAGGGCUCUGAGUAGUGUGGCGUCCCUGCUGAGACUCUGGAGGGUUCAGUGUCUGGACCUGACUGACUUCUGGAUCCAGGGUCACUCUCUCAUCACACUGCUGUGUCACCAGGGACCUCUCUCUCUCAGACUGAACUCAGACACUCUGCAGCAGCUGACUGUAGUUGUGUAUGAAGCUCAGGACAAGGACUUGACUCAGUGGUUCCUGGAGAAGGUUGGUGGAGACCUGACCUCCUGCAGGCUGGACUGGGAAGUGCUUCUCUCUCUGCUGCAGCAUUCAACCCACAAUAUCACUGUGGACCUCAGGAAGAACAGGCUUCUAGAGAAGAACAUCUCAGAUCUUCUCCCCUUUCUGGGAAGAGUUACUCUCAAGAGGUCCAGUUCCAGCUUUGUAAAGUCCUCCAUCAGACAGAUCUAUGACAGUAGAGCCAGUGACUGUGUGUCCAGUUUGUUGAGGUCUUCAGACCAUUGGAUCAACCUGAACAGCAGAGAGCUGGACAGAGUGGACUGUACUGCUCUGUGUUUUACCCUGCAGCACAGCCACCAAGUCAAAGUCAACCUGCUGUGGACCUCCAUACCACCGGGGGAGAUAGAGAGCAUCCUGCCUCUUCUGGACAGAGUCUCCCAACUCAGUGUUGACAGGAGGUUACUGCUGAGUUUCCUCCAGUGCUGUGCUGCCUCUCAGAUCCAGCAGGGGGCACCACCACCACCAACAGCAGUAUGGCUGCUCAGGUCUCUGCACUACAGGCUGGACUUCUCCUGCUCCUCCUCUGUGGACCUGUCAGCUCAGGACCAGGAGAAGGCUCUGUGUCUGACCACUGACCACUGCAGGGCCAUCAGCUCUGUUCUGAAGCAGAACCAACACAGCACCCAGCUGGUCCAGAACCAGGUCCAGCUCAUCCUAAGAGACUGUGAGGUGGAGGACAGAGCACUGAGGGAGCUGCUUCCCAUCCUGCAUAUUGUCAAGCUGAGCCCCAGCAAAGCUCUGCUACUUCAGCUGCUGGACCUUGUGUGUGAGGGGAUUGAAGAGGGGCUGCUGAGGCACACAGAGUCCCUGUGCAGAGCCCUGGAUGGGGAGCUGGACCUCAGUGAGACCAGGCUGGACCAGAAGGCCUGUGGAUCUCUGGCCCUGGUUCUGGAACACUCAGAGGGUCUGUCAGAACUGGACCUCAGCCACUGUCAACUCACAGACCACCACCUACAGCCCCUGAUCACACACCUGCAUAAAGUACAAGUCCUGGACCUGAGUCACAAUGACAUCACUGAUGCUCUGACUGACAGAAUUCUCCAACUGGUCUCUACCAACACUUCAUUACACACCGUACGACUCUUCAACAACAGAAUCCAGGACAGAAGACCUUUCCUGACAGACAAGAGGUUUGAGAUCUGGUAAAACAUCAGGUCUUAGAUGGACAUAGUAGUUUCAAGAGUAGUAGGCAAGGCCCAGUUCUGUGACAGAGGACAUGGUUAGGAAGGCCCCAAUCACUCUCUCUCUCUCUCUCUCUCUCUCUCUCUCUCACACACACACACACACACACACACACACACACACACACACACAAAGAAGGUUCAGUCUCACCCACCACGUGGAACUCAAAGAAGAAUGAACAUUCUGAGAGAAUUGACAUUGAUUAAA
Messenger RNA from Salmo salar (Atlantic salmon), 4211 nucleotides. The record is from RefSeq and is a predicted model, not a curated record. Lineage: Eukaryota; Metazoa; Chordata; Actinopteri; Salmoniformes; Salmonidae.